Messenger RNA from Dermatophagoides pteronyssinus (European house dust mite), 1138 nucleotides. Its product is annotated as retinol dehydrogenase 14-like. The record is from RefSeq and is a predicted model, not a curated record. NCBI's taxonomy places the organism in Eukaryota, Metazoa, Arthropoda, Arachnida, Sarcoptiformes, Pyroglyphidae.
AAAUAUGAUUCUCAAAUUAUUUGUCGAUCAUACGAAUUAACUUGAAUUCUUCUAUUAAAAAUCAUAGAUUAUAGAUAUUAUGCUAUCUUUUAUGUUAACAGCAGGAUUAGCGUCUUUGACCACUGUGAUUAUCGGAGUCCGCCUAUAUAAUGUCUAUUAUUGUUGGGGCAAUUACGAACAGAUGCUAAAACGCUAUGGAGGGAAAUCGGCCCGAAAUUUGACCAUAGUGAUAACUGGUUGUAACACAGGAAUUGGUAAAGAAACCGCGCGCGAAUUGUAUAAACAUGGUGCUCGUAUCAUAAUGGCAAACCGAAAUCGAUUAGAAACCGAACAGGUGAUACAAGAAUUUCAGAAACAAAACCCUUCUUGCGGUGGCCAAUUAAUCUACAAACAUUUGGAUCUUACUUCAAUGGAUUCAGUAAACAGCUUUUCACAGGAUAUUAUUAGCAAUGAGCCAAGAUUGGAUAUUUUGAUAAGCAAUGCCGCCGUAUUUGGAGCUCCUUUAUGUCUAACAGAUGAUCAUUUUGAAUUAAAUAUGCAAGUUAAUCAUCUGGCUCCAGCUUUGCUUACUCAUCUCUUGUUACCCAAGUUGCAACAGUCAAAAAUCGAAGAAUCACCACAACCACGAAUCAUUGCUGUUACAUCGACGCUGACUAAACACGGAACAAUUCAACAAGAAUUUUUAUCGAGAAUUACUAAUGAACAACUGAAAACUAUAAUGGACAAACGUGGUCGUGAAAUUUAUGCAUCGACCAAAUUGGCAAACUUACAUUUUAUGCGUUCACUGUCGACUCACAAAAACGUUGUCAAAAAUGUAGAAAUCUGUUUGGCCAGUCCUGGUUUCUGUUACACACGUUUACAUCGAUACACAAGCAGUUCUAGACUAAUUUGGAUGAGCUUAUUGGCUCCGUUAUUUUUUAUGAUUGUCAAAUCAUCCAGACAAGGUGCCCAAACUAUAAUUGGAUGUUCGAUGCUUUCACGUGUCCGUCCUGAUGUAUUAUAUCACGAUUGUAAAGAAGAUGAACAUUUUUUCCAGAAAGGACCAGCAUCGUUAGUUUCAAAUUCAAAUGAUUCAUAUGAAAUAACAAUGAAAUCAAUUGAACCAUUUUUGAAAUGAAAAUGGCAGAUUCUAUUACAA